UCCACCAUAACUAUUGUCUCCUAGCUCUGCCAUCUGCCAACUUCUCAGCUUCCUCCGUUCUCUUUCUCUGUUCCCCAACACUCCCUCAAUCCUCUGAUCAUCCAACAAAAAACAAAAUCAUGGGUGAUGACGGGUCUCCUUCUGUCCUCAGACACAACAUCAUCGAGCUUGAGCUCAAGUUAGAAGAGGAAAAGGAUAGAUACAGAGAUCUCAAGUCUCAUUUGAAGCUCUCAAAGCUUGCUGCAAGCCAAGAAAUUGACAAUCAAAGGAGGGUGUGUCUCAUGCAAAGAGAAGUCAUGGCUCGGCUACAGGAAGACAACAAAACUCUAAGAGAAAGAGAGGCCCGGGAUCAAGAAACCCUAAAGUGCCUGUUGGAAGAAAUGGCGAAGAAAGACAGAGAUUUCAGAGAGAAGCUUUUGGAGUUUGAAUGCGGGGAGAAGAGGGCACAAUGUGAGGUUCUUGAGUGGAAGAGUAAGUAUUGUGAGCUCGAAGCUCGGGUGUCGAGGCUCAUAGGUGAGACAGUUGCAGGUUUCGAGAGGAAAGAGAGGGAGAUUCAAGAGAAAAUUUUCGAGCUUGCGGAGGAGAAUAGGAACCUCAAGAUUCGGGCGUUGAUGGUUUCAGAAGGAAAUUGCUAUUAUGAUUUCAAGGGAAAAGAGAUUAAUGUAGAGGAAAAUCCCCGUCCCAUAGAGAAGGAAAAGGAGCGCACAAGUGAAAUUGGUGAGGAGGAUGAAGAUGAGGUUCCUCUUAGCCAUCUAAUCAAGAAGAGACUCGCAGAUGCUUCUCAUUCUUCAAAAGAAUUCUUUGCUUCCCAGAAACCAAGUGAACCUGGAAGGAAUGGAGGAAAGAGAGUCCCUUCUGGAGGGGAAGAUGUGCAUACUCCAUUAGAGUCCGCAAUCAAACAACAACAGGAAAGUAAUAUAGUCUCCAAUUCGAGGAAAACGUUUAAAUUGACAGAUCUGAGUUCCUCAGUAUCAGCAAGAAAUCCAGGGUCUACUGGCUUCAAUGGCGUUGUUCAAAGAGGAGAUCAAAGUUACAGCAAAAGCACGGGCAAUCCUCGGGUAUAUACUGGACGAACUCCAACUUUAGAACAACCUAAGCAUGCAGAAAAGAGAGCACAGGUACUUCAGAGAAGUCUGAGGACCCCUUCAUUCAUUAGAUCUAUGGCCUUGUCACACGUCUCCAGUUGUUUCUGGAUUAGUCUUCCUACAAAGUUCUGCAAGGAGAAUCUCCCUGCUCUUGAUCUUAAAAUGAUAUUGGAAGACGAGAGGGGUUCAGAGUAUGCGGUCAACUAUUUUGGUAGUAGAACUGCUUUUAGUGGUGGGUGGCGAGGUUUUGCUUUGGCUCAUACGUUGGAAUUGGGCGACACAUUAGUAUUUGAAUUACUCGAGCCAACAAGAUUUAAGAUUUACAUCAUAAAAGCAAUUUCACAGGAGACAUGCGAAGAAUUUGAUCACAGGAUUACUGGUUGAUAUGUUGAUGAUAUUGGAAAAUUGACAAAUGCCAAUAGUCAUGAAGAUCAAGAUGUAUAAUUUAUGCUUACCUAUAUGAAAGUUUUCUUAAGUUGGUUCUUUUCUCAAAUCAUUUUUGUAAAUAUAUAUAAGAGUUAUUAUCUACUAAAGUGAAGAUGUUUCUGAAGAUAUCGCAAAUAUAGUUAGGCCCAUCCCUUUUCUUCAAA
Asparagus officinalis (garden asparagus) is the source of this 1675-nucleotide messenger RNA. RefSeq lists its product as uncharacterized. Gene Ontology annotation, molecular function: DNA binding. The coding region runs from base 120 to 1469 and encodes 449 amino acids. The transcript is spliced from 7 exons. NCBI's taxonomy places the organism in Eukaryota, Viridiplantae, Streptophyta, Magnoliopsida, Asparagales, Asparagaceae. The record is from RefSeq and is a predicted model, not a curated record.